Eucalyptus grandis is the source of this 1416-nucleotide messenger RNA. Its product is annotated as OVARIAN TUMOR DOMAIN-containing deubiquitinating enzyme 11. Gene Ontology annotation, biological process: protein deubiquitination. Bases 334 to 1017 code for a protein of 227 amino acids. The transcript has 10 exons. The record is from RefSeq and is a predicted model, not a curated record. Lineage: Eukaryota; Viridiplantae; Streptophyta; Magnoliopsida; Myrtales; Myrtaceae. Gene Ontology annotation, molecular function: cysteine-type deubiquitinase activity.
CAGCCAGUUGCGGCGUUGACUUUAAUCGCCCAAAAAUCUCUUCCCAUCUCCACCAACCUCUUGUCGUCGUCGUCGUCGGCUGAAGCCGUGUCGUGUCGAGUCAUGUGCGUAGCCCGCUUCGAGGUUUCCUUGUCGGAGAGAGAGAGAUAUAUAACUAGCCCAACCGCUGCAGCAACCGGCGAUGACGACGUCUCGUCUCGGAAGAAGUAGCUUGCCUUCCUCGCAGCCUUCUACGCAUAUCCCCGGACGAAGCAAAGGAAGCGCCUCCGUCCCGCCUCCUCCGUCCCGAUCCUCCUCCUCCUUCCCGAUCCUUCCGUUUCCGUAGCAGCCGGCAUGACGGAAAGCUGUAGCAAUGCGAGUCGGAGCUCUAGCUCGAGUUUGAACAGCAGCUUCCAUGAUGAUACGGAGGACGACCAAACCAUCGCGGCCAUCUUGGCAGAAGAAGAGAGCUCUAAGGUAGAUGGGAAGCUUUCAAAGAGACUAUCUCACCUGGAUUCUAUCCCGCACACUCCUCGGGUAAUUGAAAAGAUUCCUGACGUAAGCGAAGCAUCAUUGGAUCAUGAGCGGCUCUCUGAGAGAUUAGUGACGUAUAAUCUGGAGGAGAUGCAAAUUGAAGGUGAUGGAAAUUGCCAGUUCCGAGCAUUAGCUGAUCAAUUAUUUCGCAAUCCAGACCAUCACAAGGUUGUAAGGAAGGAGGUAAUAAAGCAGCUAAAGCAUGAGAGGAAAUUAUAUGAGGGUUACGUGCCCAUGAAGUACAGGAGCUAUUUAAAGAAGAUGAAAAAAUCUGGAGAAUGGGGAGACCAUGUCACGCUGCAAGCAGCUGCAGACCGUUUUGCAGCAAAAAUUAAUUUGGUGACCUCUUUUAAGGAAACUUCAUACAUUGAGAUUGUUCCAAAUGGGAAGACUCCUACAAAAGAGUUGUGGCUCAGCUUUUGGAGUGAAGUACACUACAAUUCAUUAUACGAAAGAGGAGAUGUUCCUGCUCAAAAGCCCCGAAAAAAGCACUGGCUUUUCUGAAGAGUCAAUGUUAUCAUGAGGUCGACCUGCAGCAUUGGCAGCUGUUAGUGGAAUGCAUUGUUCGCAUAUGCUGUGCUAUCAGCGUUACUUCAACUGCCGAGAAAACUUAGUUUGGAGAUCUGUUUUCAGAUCAUCGUUUUCUGUACAUAACAGCAGUCCUAGACUGAAGAAGACAGACACUCGUGGGCACAUGACAACCCAGAGUUCACGGAAAUAACUUCUAUUGUAGACCUUUCUGGUUGUUUUUACAUUCUUUGGAACAAAACUAAAUUGGAGGAAGAUAGCAAACCAAAGACCUGAAGUUGUUUAAAGGAAUUAUAAAUUGAAAGGUCAUCCUUUCCAUAUUCUAGGCAUUGUAUUUAUUCUUACAUAGCUAUGGAGUGGUCGGUAUGGGGGAUC